GAAAUGUAACAAGGAUGAUGGAGGGAAGUGUCCUUACAUUCAUGAUCCCUCAAAAAUUGUUGUCUGUACUAAGUUCCUGAAGGGUUUAUGUUCUACUCCAAACUGCAAAUUGACUCAUAAGGUUAUUCCGGAGAGAAUGCCUGAUUGUUCAUACUUUUUGCAAGGCCUAUACUCAAACGAAAGUUGUCCAUAUAGACAUGUCAGUGUGAAUCCUAAGGCAUCUAUUUGUAAAGGUUUUCUUAAGGGUUAUUGUGCUGAUGGGAAUGAGGAACCCCUUAAGAAGGUUGAUUUUACUUACAUGAAUUCUAUCAUGGCAAUGAUGAAGGAUCCUGAAGUUGAUAAAGCAUUUGGAUGGGUGCUUGAAAUGUGAUCGAGUAAAAUUUGUCGGUAACUUUCCACCUGCCGUCUCAUCACUACAAAAUUAUUCUUCAAGGUUUUUUCUGUCCUGCUUUGGCUAAGGCUGUAAAAACAAUGAAGAAGGGAGAGAAAGUUCUCUUGAAUAUUAAGCCAGAAUAUGCAUUUGGUGAGGGUGGAAAACCUUCAUCAGGAGAUGAUGGUGUUGUGCCUCCCAAUGCUUCACUCCAAAUGGAUCUUGGGUUAGUCUUGUGGAGGAUUGUAUCUGACAUUACUAAGGAUAAGAAGGUCCUUAUGAAGAUCUUGAAGGAAGGAGAGGGAUAUGAAAGACCAAAUGAUGGAACUAUGGUUCUAGGUACAGUUUUGCUAAUAAAAGCUUUUAAAGGUUUUUGUACUUUGAUUUCAUUUGUAAAGGUGAGAAUAUUAUGUCUUCAUUUUCUUUAGGUUUUUUUAGUUUUGACAAAGUUGGAAGAUAUACUUGAUUACUUAUAUAAUGCUAACAUGUGUUUAGUUA
Trifolium pratense (red clover) is the source of this 868-nucleotide messenger RNA. RefSeq names its product zinc finger CCCH domain-containing protein 7-like. Gene Ontology annotation, cellular component: nucleus. NCBI's taxonomy places the organism in Eukaryota, Viridiplantae, Streptophyta, Magnoliopsida, Fabales, Fabaceae. The coding region runs from base 137 to 370 and encodes 77 amino acids. The transcript has 6 exons. The record is from RefSeq and is a predicted model, not a curated record.